UUCACAAUCUGUAUCACUAAAGAACAAAACAAUGUAAAUAUCUCCAAUUUCUCUUAUUAGUGCUAACAAUUUUCAGAUAAGAUGUAGUAUAUUAAUCAAUACUUUUUUUGUUUCAGCCCUCAAUAUGUUGCUGAAUAUCACUGUCAUUGAAAAAAAGGGAAAAAAAGACAAAUUAAAAAUACAUCCAUUAACAGAAAUUUCAACAAUCACUAGAAUAACGUCAUUGUGUUUUCAAAAUCAGAAAUGCCAAAUAAGGCCUUAUUGUCCUAUCUAACCCAGUUUCUUUUGUAAAAUUGGGCCGCAAACAAAAACAAAACCGACCCACCAAAAAUUUAGCACAAAUUACAGGAGUAUUCGUGUCGGGUUCAAAAAAUUCAAAUUAUAGGGCAAACGGAAAGCUACUCCAACGGCUAGUAAAUUUGAAAUUGAAAUUCUGGCUCAAAGACGCUCACAGUAGUAUUCAAUGCAAGCAGAGGCAGAGAAGCAGCAUUCAUGGAAGAUCAACAUCCAUACCAAGGCCAAGAGCUUCCAUUUCAGAUUCAAAGCCACAAAUAUCUCACCCACUUGGAAGUUUCACCGCCUCUCUGUUCUGCUAAAGAUUCGCAGAUUUCUCCUCCUCACUGUAAAUUCAGAAUCAUCAGCAUCAAACGCCAUUUCCAAGCAGCGACACCAAGGAAAACUGAUAUCCAAAUUCCUCAGAUUGUUCAAGAAAAUUCGCCUUGAAAGGACAAAGAACCAACACCCAGAAGCUAAAUUUCCUUCUAAUCGAUUGCAACGGUUUUCUUAUAAGUUUAUUUGCUUUCAGGAACCAAUUUGUGUGGGCUCUUUGUUCUUGGGAAUUCUUGCAUGUCUAUUGUCUCCACCGAUUUUCCAGGCAAUUGCCAUUUAUAGUCUGGUUAUGUUGUUGUUUGUUGCUUUCUUGUUCAAGAAAUGCAAAACAAGAAAACCCAGUAAGCUUCUGAUCCUACUAAUUGCAGCGGUAUGGGCUUGUCCGUUACUGUCACUGUUUCAUUUAAGUUAUUUUUUGAAAUAUGAUAAAGGGUUUGCCUCAAACUUUGUUUGGAAGGCAUGAAAUAUCGUUGCCUCUUUGAUAUGGAACUCCCUUGUGAAAAUGUUUUGGAAUUCCAUUAAAUUAUUUCAAUUCUAUCAGUAAUUCUUUCAUAUA
This is a messenger RNA of Ziziphus jujuba (common jujube), 1165 nucleotides long. RefSeq lists its product as uncharacterized. Lineage: Eukaryota; Viridiplantae; Streptophyta; Magnoliopsida; Rosales; Rhamnaceae. The transcript is spliced from 2 exons. Bases 464 to 1072 code for a protein of 202 amino acids. The record is from RefSeq and is a predicted model, not a curated record.